Messenger RNA from Lipotes vexillifer (Yangtze River dolphin), 1656 nucleotides. It is a transcript of the gene NT5DC1, whose product is annotated as 5'-nucleotidase domain containing 1. Bases 95 to 1453 code for a protein of 452 amino acids. Gene Ontology annotation, molecular function: 5'-nucleotidase activity. Lineage: Eukaryota; Metazoa; Chordata; Mammalia; Artiodactyla; Lipotidae. The record is from RefSeq and is a predicted model, not a curated record. The transcript is spliced from 12 exons.
GCCGCGUCCUGCCCGGUAGUCCCGCAGCGUCCUGCCCGCGCGCACUUCGCCGCGUCUUGGCGUCUACGAGCUUUCUGGUGCUCCGCGCGCAGCUAUGGCUCAGCACUUCUCCCUGGCCGCCUGCGACGUGGUUGGCUUCGACCUGGACCACACUCUGUGUCGCUACAACCUGCCUGAGAGCGCCCGGCUCAUUUAUAAUAGCUUUGCUCAGUUCCUGGUCAAGGAGAAAGGGUAUGACAAGGAAUUGCUCACUGUGACUCCAGAGGAUUGGGAUUUCUGUUGCAAGGGCUUGGCAUUGGAUCUGGAAGACGGGAACUUCAUUAAACUUGCAGAUAAUGGCACCGUGCUCAGGGCAAGCCACGGCACAAAGAUGCUGGCUCCAGAGGUGCUGGCGGAGGAGUACGGCAGGAAGGAGUGGAAGCACUUCACGCCAGACUCGGGAAUGGCCUGCCGGUCAGGAAAAUAUUAUUUUUAUGAUAACUACUUUGACCUGCCUGGAGCUCUUCUGUGUGCCAGAGUGGUGGACUCUUUAACGAAGCAGAACAGUGGUCAAAAACCAUUUGAUUUUUGGAAGGACAUAGUUGCUGGUAUACAACAUAAUUAUAAAAUGUCAGCUUUUAAAGAAAACUGUGGAAUAUAUUUUCCAGAAAUAAAGAGAGAUCCAGGCAGGUAUUUACACACUUGUCCAGAAUCUGUUAAAAAGUGGCUUCGACAGCUAAAAAAUGCUGGGAAAAUUCUUAUGUUAAUUACCAGUUCUCACAGUGAUUACUGUAGACUCCUCUGUGAAUAUAUUCUUGGGAAUGAUUUUGAAUAUCUUUUUGACAUUGUGAUUACAAAUGCAUUGAAGCCUGGUUUCUUCUCCCAUUUACCAAGUCAGAGGCCUUUCCGGACACUUGAGAAUGACGAGGAACAAGAGGCCCUGCCAUCUCUGGAUAAACCUGGCUGGUACUCCCAAGGGAAUGCGGUCCACCUUUAUGAACUUCUGAAGAAAAUGACUGGCAAACCUGAACCCAAGGUUGUUUACUUUGGUGACAGCAUGCAUUCAGAUAUUUUCCCAGCCUGUCAUUAUAGUAAUUGGGAGACAGUCCUCAUCCUGGAAGAGCUCAGAGGGGACAGAGACGGGAAGCCUGAGGACUCAGAGCCUCUAGAGAAGAAAGGAAAAUAUGAGGGACCGAAGGCAAAGCCUCUAAAUAGAUUAUCUAAAAAAUGGGGCUCUUUUUUUAUUGAUUCAGUUUCCGGACUGGAAAAUACAGAAGAUUCCUUGGUUUAUACAUGGUCUUGUAAGAGAAUCAGUGCUUACAGCACUAUUGCAAUUCCAAGUAUUGAAGCAAUAGCAGAAUUACCCCUGGACUACAAAUUUACAAGUUUCUCUUCAAACAAUUCAAAAACAGCAGGCUAUUAUCCAAACCCUCCAUUGGUCUUAUCAAAUGAUGGGAAACUGACAACCAAAUAAACUAUGUUUACUGAAAAGUGAAGAACCAUAUGUACAGCAAAUGUACUGUAAAAAUGUUAAUUUUCAAAAACUACUGUAAAAGCUUUAUAGAAACAAAUUCUUAAUGAAGUGACCAAGAAAUUGGUAUGUUUUUCCAUAGGUCUUCUUUCUAUAGAGAUCAUCUUGAUACCCAGCAACUUUCAUUAUGUUAAAAUCUCAAUAUC